Sphenostylis stenocarpa is the source of this 156-nucleotide messenger RNA. The record is from the annotation of a GenBank genome assembly. NCBI's taxonomy places the organism in Eukaryota, Viridiplantae, Streptophyta, Magnoliopsida, Fabales, Fabaceae.
AUGGCCAGUAAUUUUAAUGCUGUGGGACAAAUGAAAGAACUCCACAAGCCCGAGCCUGAAGCCAUGCAAAAUGCACUUUGGUGCCCCGUGUGGCCUAUUCUCCGACGCAAAGUUAUUUACAAUGAUUCUCUCGUGCUUUGGCUCCUUAUUGUAUAA